Penicillium verhagenii is the source of this 1845-nucleotide messenger RNA. RefSeq names its product shugoshin family protein. Gene Ontology annotation, cellular component: chromosome, centromeric region; nucleus. Gene Ontology annotation, biological process: meiotic chromosome segregation. The transcript has 4 exons. The coding region runs from base 1 to 1845 and encodes 614 amino acids. NCBI's taxonomy places the organism in Eukaryota, Fungi, Ascomycota, Eurotiomycetes, Eurotiales, Aspergillaceae. The record is from RefSeq and is a predicted model, not a curated record.
AUGGCUCGACUUAAUGAUUAUACGGCUCCUCCAGAAUCUAUUGAAGCCCUCAAACGAAGAUUUGUGCGACAAAAUAAGGAGAUUGCACGGGUCAACUCCAUGCAAUCCCUUCGAAUUCGAAGUCUGGAAUCCGAAGUUGCCCAUUUGCUUGCAGAAAACGUCUCGUUGCGACAACAGGUGAUCAAUGUCACUCAGGAGACCGAAAGGUUGGAGGCGGCGAAAAUGCUUCAUGCUGGGGUUUAUGAUAUCAAGGCCCGCCUUGAUACCAAGUUAGCAGAGCUCAAUGAUCUUGCAUCGGAGCUAGGCAUGCUUCCUCGCAAGGCUGGGAAGCUGGAUAAAUCCGACACAGAUCGUCCGAAAGCCGCGGGGUUGCGACCGCAACCUAUGGACCCGGAUUAUCCUGGAGUGGAGGAUGGAAGGUUACCUGCCAUUCUUGAAGACAAAUGCUACCCAAAGCGAACGCUAGAAGUGCAAGAAAUUCAAAAUCUCGUGCAGGCCGACUCAAGCCCCGCUCAACCUAUUUCUGAUUUCGAUCUAACACAGCAGCCCACUAUGGUAGACAGCCCAUCACCAAGUCCCCCCGAGGUUCAUGAAAUCCCACCUGAGACCCAACUGAACGACGUUUCCAUCCCUGAUCAAUUCCUUCCGUCUACGCUGGAAACACGCAAGAAAAAGAAGAAGGUCGACUUAGUAACUCCUAUGAAGGAAGAUUCCGUCCCGCGGGAACAGAAAGCCCCUGGGGUCAGCAUUAUACGGCCGGCGAAGUCAGGAUCCAAACGGAAAUUCAGUCCAGACGAGGAUGGAGCGUUAUUGUCCGGAGAUGGACUUCCAGAAUGCGACGAGUUUCAAUUCAGCCGACCUAGCCAGAGCCCCCGGAGGUCCACAGACUUCUUACAGGUGAUACGUGAAACUUCACCCACGAAAACUCCUGUCAGCAUUAAACGUGGAUCGGCCACUGGGACUAUGAAACGCAAAGUUCUUGAACCAAAGAGCUCCAAUGUCAGCUUAAGCUCGCCCAAGAAAGCUCGAGCAUCGUUGAAUCCGGACAAUAAGCUUUCGUUGCCAAUCGCCGGAAAUGAGAAUAUCGCGUCACCCCAGAAACCGAAAAUCCUCGAGAACCCCCGAGGCCGUAGCUUGAGCCAAGCCGCCCGUCGACCUCGUCAAACUCCUGAUUCUCAAAGAGACAGACGCUCCGAGUCCUUGAUGCAAUCCGGUCAACCGACACCCGUUCUGCUGAAGGAUUCUCCAAUAGUCCAAUCGGAUAUCAUGGCCAGUACUGCGGAUGCGGCUGCAACAUCUAGAACCUCGCGACGCCGGGGAGCAGUGGUCAGCUAUGCAGAGCCCAACCUGCGUGACAAGAUGCGCCGCCCAACGAAAGAGAUGAUUGAUGCGGUAGCAAGAGAUGGAUCUCGCAGAUCCUCAAGCUUUCUGCUUGGUCCAGAGAGCUUGGGUGAAGCGGGUGAUAUACCUCGGGGAGAAAAAUUAGCAACCAGCCCCUGCCCACAACCAACCAGAGUCUCCGUCAACCUAGAUUCCGCGCAAGAACUCAUUGAAAUGUCCUCUAGAGAUGAGGCAUCACAGAAACUGUUGGAAACAAUGUCUCGCCGAAGGCAAUCACGGCGGCAUUCUUCUAAUCCAAAAAGCACCAGCACUCGCGAUACAUCACCAACAAGGGAUGUCUCGGGAACCGAGGAGUCUCACUCUCCGCCAAGUGCAAGUUCGUCUUUCAUGCAAACGGAUGGCUCGCUAGAAAAUGAUGACUUGACUUGGAACAGUUCAGCCAUGGACAUUGGUCACCGCCGAGAGACUCGUGUGGCGGCUAGACGGAAAAGCAUGAUGGUUUAA